AGUGAGUACCGAAGUGCCGGCCUGGGCGGACGCCUGGCUCUCGACCCGUCGGUUAUCAUACGAGAGGCAGAUACGCGAGCGACAGUGCCAGAAAGGGACGCAGCGAUCCGAAGUCCGUUUUCAACAGGUCGUUAUUGUAGCUUCGACUAAAUGGUCCAAUCGAAUCCCGUCAUGUGCUACUUCAGCAUAAUUCUGAUUAUUUUCGAGACGUGCCUCGCGUGAAGAACCAGACGACAUGGAGCUACGAAGACUCAAACUACUGUUGCUUCUGGCAAAUAUAACUGGAGUCGUUUUGGUUGCGGGUAUGGACGACGUUUGGGUGGAGCUACGCGCUCCGCGGUUCGUUGUACAUCACCACAGCGCUACGCUCAACUGCGAGCAUAAUGUCGACUCCGACUCACUUUAUAAGGUAGUAUUUUUCAAGAACGGCCAAAGGAUAAUGAAGUUUGUUCGCGGUCGGGAUCCGCCCUACGAGCUCUACAACAUCACCGGGGCUGAUUUAAACCUUUUGCAAUUGUCUCCGACUUCGUUAACACUGGACAUGCUAGAUUUUACUGCAUCGGGCACGUACGCCUGUGAAAUAGCAUUGGAAACACCGCUGUAUUCAAAAGUGUCAAAACUACACGAUCUCACUGUUAUCGUGCGUCAGAAAAACCGUCCAAAGAUAAAAAUAAAGCAUAAAAAGCUAUCGUCCAGCGAACACUUGGAGGCGACGUGUCAGAGCGCUCCUGCCCACCCCGCGCCACACCUCACCUGGUUUAUAAAUAAUAUGAAGGUCGACGAGCGUCUUACAAUUCCCCAUGGCGCAGUAAAUGUUCAUCGUCACCACCACGGCAUGCCGCUAGCUAUAACCAACUCAUCUCUACGCUUCCCAUUGAGCAGCCUACAGUUAUUCCCUAACCAAACUGUGGAUAUCACCUGCCUCAGUACUAUACCUAGCUAUGCAAGCAUCAGCGAGGGAUUCGCUGAUGUUCAAAAUCACACUGUGACUGUGAAUGUCGUACGUCUGGAACCGGAGCCCACGCAGCUGCCCGUCAAAAUAAUUAGUUCGGAACUGAACUCGUCCCAACGCAUCUCAUCUCGACUACUCAUGUUCAUUGUAACAUUGGUUUGUCGUUUUAGCCAUAACUUUUUUUAAAGAUCCAUUGUAAAAAUGUAACAGAAAAUCUGUUUUUGAUGUCUGUGUAAUUUUGUAUUAAUUAUGAAAAAUAGUUUCCGUAAACGCUAUUAAUGUGAAUUUUCUUCGCAACAAUUUCUUUUUUAUUAAGCGACAUUUUUGUCUAAAGUGUAUUUACUAGCCCCCAACAUUUAUUUAUUUAAAAAAUUAUAUUUCUUAAAUUUCAAACUUUAACAUAACAAGAAAAUGUAUUGAACAUAACUUUAAUUGCUGACACAAUAUUGUCUGUAGCAUUAUGAAACUUGUCUAUCAACAUUCCAUCUCAAAAGAUCUAGAGUGAAUAGUGACGAACAAAAUUAAUGUUUACACGAAUAGAAUUUAGAUUCAAAAAACACAUCGCAACUUGACGAUAAAUAAGCACACCAGAAUGAAAUCCAAACACAAUAAACGACAGGCGUUAAAAGGUUUCCGUACAAGGACCACAGCGAAGACUGCAUUAUUAAUUCGUGUCUUGAACCUAAAAUUAUUUACUUUAAUGGUACCUUUGAAGCUACAGCUUCUUUCAAUUGUAAACUGAUGUUAUAAGGAAUUUAGAUUAAGGGAAAAGAAAAGAAGAUGGAUAUGAAAACUGGAUAAAACUCUAGCUUAAAUAAAACAAAUGUUCCGUUCGUAAUUUUUUUAUUAGGCAUACAUUAAAAACUUUAGCUUGAAAAUAAUUGAGUCUUUAACGUUGUUCUAAGCUUAUAGUUCAAUAUCAGUAUAGUAGUAUCAGUUUCAAAUAGUAUCAAUGAGUUUUUAGUCUUCAACCAAGCCAACAUUUUAGGUUAUAAAACCAUAUUUAUCCAACAAUACUAAAAUGAGACUACAAACUCAACCUAAAACUCCAAAUUAUAUUAGACAAGGAUAUAGUUGCGCCCUUUGUAGUUUAAUUUCCAUAAAAGCGAUGAUUAUAUUCCAUCAGAUGAGCCCCAAUAUACUAUGCAAGGAAGGCAAUAAAAGUAACUGCUUUUCAUCAACAUUGAUUAAAUGAAUUAGAAAUUAUUGACUUGAAAAGUUUACCAAAAAUACAAUACUAUAAUAAAAUAGAGCUUCAUAACCCUUGCUUAGUAUACGUAUCCUUUGUACAAACAACCCUUAACUUAUGUAUGCGCAAAUCUUUGAUUGUGUGCAAAUAUGAGACUGAAUUAGAAAAUUAGGAUAACCCUAACAUCAACACCUUUACAUACCAGUUGACAAGUCUCGGUAUCUCCAAAAUUGUACUUUAAUCUAGCAUUUAUACGGUUUAGUAUUUGAUAACAAACAAUUUAGACAUUUGAUUACGUAAAAUACGGCUUAGUCUAGACGGCUUUUUGAUUCGUUGCUAAAAAAAAUAAUUUCAUAAACAUUUUGUUAAACCAUACGGACACGAAUCAAAGAAAUCAUUACUUAAAUUAAUGAAAGCCAGAUAUUAAUUUUCAUCGUUAUUUCGGACUUAACUUUUCUGGAACCGUAAUUUAGAUCUAUUACGAUUUUAGCUCGAAAUCCAGUAAUGAAUUCUUCAAAAUAAUAUUAUCGAGUCACGAAUUAUUUCAAUAUCCAAAAUACGUGGCGCCCUUAUUAAUUGAGGAACAAGACGUCAAUAUUUAAAUUGAAUCAAAAAGUUAAGACCUUCGUAGCCCUAAAAUCGUGCUUGAAUUUAGGUAUAACCUUUUACUGUUUCUGCGUAUUUUGCAAUAAACAAUCCGUCUACCUCAGUUCCAAAUACAACUUCUCAGCAGAUGUUCACAAUGGAUUAUAUCGUAAAUACUUAGUAAAAUUGGGAAAUCGAAUACAAUUAUAACUAAAAUGAAUGGUACUCAAAAGCAAAAAUACUUACAUAUUAUACUAAAUACUAUGAAACGUUUAUUUCUUAUUAUUAUAUUAGCUACAGCUGUUUCCAUUACAAAUGCUUACGUAAUAACAUUCACGAUAUAAUGACAAUGUAGCGUUGACAUAUUCAGUAAAUAUUUAAAUAACAAAACUCCAAAUUCUAUUCACGAAGCCUUGACAAACAAUUUUAAAUGCAAAUAAAGUAAAGUCGAUUGCGUUGUGACAGAAAUCAGGGGACAGUUAAAAAUAUUUGAUUUGCUGACGGUUUGGUGAAUUGUGAAUCGGAAACCUUAAUGUUUUCUGUGCCGAUUUGAAAGGGCGAAAAUUUUCUUAAAAUAACUAACACUGCGAUUUCAAUUCAUGAGUUAGGUGGUAAUGAUAUCUCUGUGUUCUAUAAAGUGCAAGAACAACUGGUCUGUUAAGGUACCUACAGCAAUAAAAAUCAAAGUCAAAUGAUUAACUACAUUGUCAUAUGCUGCUAUCGAUUGAAUCAUAAGAACAGUGUUUUUAACAACACAGAAUCUAUAUCUUUAUCUAUAUAGGCAAAAUCUUGCAAACAAGAUCAAAUACCCAAAUUAUAGAGGGAGGGUAAAACCGAAAGCUUCCAGUUCGAACAAUCACUAUUAUGAACGUAAAAAAAAACCUCUAAAAUCCUCCUCGAUCCAGAAAAUAUGAGCUUAGUGCUCUAUAGUAUUAGGUCUAAUGUUACAAAAAAAUCUAGUAACAAGAUCGUUCCCUCCAAUAUAUUUGACUAAGAGGAUAAGCACAUGGCUAUUACUACAAGAGCGUACAAAAGUAUGUAUUAAAUGAAAUUAAGAGAGACAAAAGUUACUACUAUACUUUAUGAUCUUCGUUACGAUGUAUAAACAAUUUUCUGUUAUUCUCUGUGUGUUUUAUGCGUUGGCAAAAUAUGUGUACGUACGUGUGACGGCUUUUAUCUAAAUAUUUAGGAGCAAUUGUGUAACAAAACAUAUCAUAAUUAGGAGUGAGUAUUUGUAAAUUCAUAGGUGUUUAAUUGUGGUGGCUUGCCGACUAAUUGUUAAAAAUCACUUUACAUCUUUUUAAUGAUAAUUUUAUAAAUUUGAAUCAAAAGUGUACACUUUUUGUAUCGACAAUUUUUUUUAUUUUUACAUCUAUUUUAUUUUACCAUUUUCGAAUGGCAAAGCUUAAAGCGUGUGUAGUUAAAAAAUUGCCUCUAUAAGUAGAUAUUCAAGGAAUUUAACGUAUAUUUAAUGUAAAUUUGUUCGUGGUACGAAAAUAAGUUAUACUUAAGAUUAUCCCAAAAGGGUAACAAAAAAAUAUAGUAUACAAAUACUUAAUUUAUAGUAAACUUCUAGUAGAAUUUUCUUAAAGAUAAGGGAGAUCCUGUAUACAUCCAAAUGUUGUUAUGUGUAUGAUUUUCCGUACCAUUCUAGUUCUGAGUCAUGUGAUGGAUUUUUUGUUCAGUAGUUCGACAUUUUGAUACGUUUUAGAUGGCUUCGUUUUGUAUUCCAGAAAUGUAGUCGUCCGGUAAUAGACAUACCUUACAGACGCGAUCUGCAAACAAAGCCUCUCAUAAUAUUCACGCUGAAACAUGUAUCUCUCAUUUUUAUAGUUCAUCAAUACAAAAUAUGUUUAGUGAUUCUACGUACCGUUCUUAUUUUAAUAUCUAGAGCUUAAAUCGGCCAAAACCUUUCUGAGCCAUUUGGCGAUUCCAAAUAGAUAUUUUAAUACAUCUAACUUGAAUUGUAUACUUGGAAAGAACUCGGAUUAUGAGUCUGGUUUUUAACGAAUAUAUGAAUGCCACAUUGAUUUUUUUAAAAAGAUGUAUUUCUGUAUUGCCGACGAAAUUCAUGCAGGCUAUCAAUGUCUUCCUUAUUGCUAUACACUCUUAAUGUAAACUUUAAGUCUUAUUAUGUAAGUUAGAUUUUAUAUUGUUAGUUAUUAUUGUUGUGUAAAAGUAAAAAUCCUGCAGCAGUAAUAUUCAAUUAUUAUUAUUAUUAUUAUAUUUAUUAUUUGUUGAUUGUAUCCGUGUUGCUUUAAUGUGAUCGCUGAUAUGACCUUAUACCUAAUUGUGAAAUUCGUAAAUUGUGCAACUAACAAAUAUUUAUUUAAAUUUAUAAUAUAGGUAUAUAAGUAUAGUUAAAUGUGGAACAUGUGUGUUAUUUUAAUAAAAAUUUACUUGUGCUCUUGUUGAUUUUUUUAAAUAGUUUUUUUUUUCUUCUAAAUGACAUGUACGUCGGUAUUGUUGUCUUGGUUUUUGUAGUGUGUAGUGUGAUUUAAAAUAAAUUGUUUUUUUUUUCGAUUUUCUUACAAUAUAUUAUACAAAAUGUGAAUUUUUAUCUCUUUAUAAAUAUUACACGUUUGAUUUAUAAAA
Bombyx mori (domestic silkworm) is the source of this 5321-nucleotide messenger RNA. RefSeq lists its product as uncharacterized. The coding region runs from base 236 to 1138 and encodes 300 amino acids. Lineage: Eukaryota; Metazoa; Arthropoda; Insecta; Lepidoptera; Bombycidae. The record is from RefSeq and is a predicted model, not a curated record. The transcript has 8 exons.